Molecule: messenger RNA, 1256 nt
Organism: Cavia porcellus (domestic guinea pig)
Lineage: Eukaryota; Metazoa; Chordata; Mammalia; Rodentia; Caviidae
Gene: Azgp1
Product: alpha-2-glycoprotein 1, zinc-binding
Exons: 4
Coding region: 69-1127 (352 amino acids)
Biological process (GO): immune response
Cellular component (GO): external side of plasma membrane
Source: RefSeq, a predicted model, not a curated record
CAGCGCUCCAAGGACCAGGGCAAGGCUGAUUUCCUGUCCAGACCUUCCCACUAAGUCCAGUGGUAACAAUGGUACCUGUAUUGUUGUCCCUGCCAUUUCUUCUGGGUCCUGCAAUCCCCCAGGAGACUCCAGGAGCUGGUCCUUAUUCUCUGGUCUUUCUCUACACGGGGCUGUCCAGGCCCAGUAGAGUCUUCCCCAAAUUUCAAGCCACCGCCUUCCUCAAUGACCAGGCCUUCUUCCACUACAACAGUGACAGCAGAAAAGCAGAGCCUAUAGGACCAUGGAGAAAGAUAAAAGGAAUGGAAAACUGGGAGAAGGAGAGCCAGCUUCAGAAGGCCAGGCAGGAAAUCUUCCUGGUGACCCUGAAAGACAUCAUGGACUAUUACAAGGACAGUGAAGGGUCUCACACCUUUCAGGGAAUGUUUGGUUGUGAGAUCCAGAAUAACAGAAGCAGUGGAGCAUUCUGGAGAUAUGCCUACGAUGGACAGGACUUCAUCGAAUUCAACAAAGAAAUCCCAGCCUGGGUCCCCUUGGACCCCUUGGACCCAGCAGCCCUGAAAACCAAGCAGAAGUGGGAGGCAGAAAAAAUCUACGUGCAGCGGGCAAAGGCGUACCUGGAGGAGGAGUGCCCUGCGAUGCUGCGGAGGUACCUGAAUUACAGCAAGGGUCACCUGGACCAGCAAGAUCCUCCCUCUGUGUCAGUCACUAGCCACUUGGUUCCAGGAAGAAACAAGACACUCAAAUGCCUGGCCUACGACUUCUACCCACGAGGACUUGGUCUGCGCUGGGUCCCGGCUGGCAAGAAGCAGGAGUCUGAAUCACGAGUAGAUGUUCUUCCCAGUGGGAAUGGCACUUACCAGUCCUGGGUAGUGAUGGAAAUCCCCCUUCAGGACAGAGGUCCCCAUUUCUGCCUUGUGGAGCACAGUGGUCUGGCCCAGCCUCUCUCGGUGCCAUGGGAGGAAAAGCAAAAACCUACAGCUAAAGGCAAUUUGGAGACUCAGCCUCAGGAGUCACUCUUUCUGCCUGAAAUGAGAGACCUGGACUUUAGAAAUCACCAGAAAGAUCCUAAGGAAGAAAUGCAAACCCAGGUAGAUUUGGAGACAGAAGACUUAAGCACCUGGUCCUGAGCUCACUCUACUGAGCUCACCUCACUUUAUAAAACUCCCCAAUAUCUAACCUGUAAGAUAGCACUCAAAUUAACACCCUUGAUUAGCACAGCAGAGAAAGAUAUUUCUAAACUAUGUAGUGCUGUAAAA